Messenger RNA from Aphis gossypii (cotton aphid), 6577 nucleotides. Its product is annotated as phospholipid-transporting ATPase ABCA3-like. Gene Ontology annotation, biological process: lipid transport; transmembrane transport. Bases 634 to 5940 code for a protein of 1768 amino acids. Lineage: Eukaryota; Metazoa; Arthropoda; Insecta; Hemiptera; Aphididae. The transcript has 23 exons. Gene Ontology annotation, molecular function: ATP binding; ATP hydrolysis activity; ABC-type transporter activity. The record is from RefSeq and is a predicted model, not a curated record. Gene Ontology annotation, cellular component: membrane; intracellular membrane-bounded organelle.
GGUCACUGGUCUCCAUAUUCUGUAUAGUCUGUGGCCUGUGUUAUUGUUCUGUGCUUAAUAUAUAUAUAUAAUCAUUUCCGAAAUGACAUAUAAUACAUACAUCUGAUAUAGCUGCUGUGAGGAGUAGUUGUUGUAGAUGGCUCUGCAUAAUAUAUAAUAUUAUAAUACAUAUUUCGUAUUGUGAAAAACGUUAUUAUUCGUAAUCGCUAAUAAUUGUAAUCACCGUAAUUGAUCAACGAAGCGUUCGAGUUUGGUGUACACAUCAUAAUCUAUGGUCUGACUGCAAGUCGAGUAGUCGACACGUCGAGUGGUUAACUUUAACUCGUUGAAGUGUAUGAGAUUCGAGCGCCGACGUUUUUAUCAGUGCUUUUAAUAUUUUAAAUAAUAUUAUACGUGAAAAGACAAUUAUUAUUAGUUAUCGUUUCUAUGGUCGUAGUUAAUAGUAGCUACUGCCUACUGUAAGUAUGCAGUAGUACCUAUGCCCUAUUCAUAAACGCGUCUGUUGGGUGUAAUUAUAGUUAUUUACCUGUCUAAAUGAAAUAUAAUAACUUACCGUUCGUACCGGGUGUUUAGUAUUUAAUACCAAAGCUUCAUUGUUGUCGACAUCGGUCAGGUAUCGGAAAACAAGUAAAGAUGAUGUGGUUAAAGAUAAAAGUACUUUUAUGGAAAAGCUUACAAAUACGAAAAAGAUAUUGGUUGAGAACUAUAAUUGAAACAAUAGUACCGUGUUUGUUAUUUUUUUUAAUCAAUUAUGUAAAGUCAGCAUUUACAGGUGAAAGUGCAACUCAACCAAUAGUUGUAAACCAAACUAUAAAAAGCCCUAUUCCCGAAGAGACUUUAUACCAAAAUUUUAGAGAUAUCCAUUCAUUUGGACAUUUUAUCUAUACUCCGUAUAAUAAUGAAACAAAACAGAUCAUGAACAUGGUACAAAAACAUUUGGAAAUUUCAAACGAUAACAUUGAAAUUGCUAUUAAUGAAGAAGAUAUGUUACGCAUGUUCAAAAAAAGAUACAAUGAAAGUAGUUUUAUUAGUCUUAGUAUUGCGGGAUUUGGAAUUGUUUUUGAAGAAACUAUUAAAUCCCAAGCUUUAUCGUAUAAAAUAAGAAGCUUAAAUGAAUUUUGGUUAACAGAUAAUUUAUUUCCUCCAUAUGAAGUACCAGGACCUAUGGAUUUUGGCGAUGAAUACCUAAAUUAUGGAUUUUUAGCAUUACAGUUGACUAUAGACAAAGCUUUUGUUUUGAUGAGUUCCAACAAUAAAAAUGGUCUUAAUGUAACUGAUUAUAACUUAGAAAUUCAGUCAUACCCUUAUGCAAGUUUCUUAAAGGAUUCCACAUUUCAAGUAGUUUUUAAUUUUUUCUUGCCAAUUUUCACUGUUUUAAGUUUUUUGUUAAUGUGUUCUCAUACAAUUAAAAGAGUUGUUGAAGAAAAGGAUACUGGCGUAAAAGAGUUAAUGAAAAUUAUGGGUCUCAAACCCUGGAUGAUAUGGGCAGGAUGGAUAUUACACAAUGUUUUUUUAUAUGCCAUAUCAAUCACAGUUAUUACUUAUAUUGUUUGUUUUUCAUCAUCUAAUGGUGAACCACAGUUAUUAAAUCAUACAAAUCCAUUACUCUUUUGGAUUUUUUUAAUGAUGUAUAUGAUUGCUGGAGUGUUUUUUUGUUUUGCUAUUAGUAGUUUAUUCAAUCGACCAUUAAUUGCUUUAAUUAUUGGUAGUACCUUAUGGUGUCUCACUUUCACUUUACCCCAAAGCUUCAUCAAACCUACUACAAGCAUUCAAAUUCAAACACUAUUCACAUUAUUACCAAAUUUUGCUGUAUCAAGAGCUUUUAUAGCUAUAUCAUCACUUGAAACUCAAGGAGUAGGUCUUCAAUUCUCUACUUUAUUUACUACUGGAAAAGGUGGUAACAGUUUUUCUGUUGGUUUUAUUUUAUUGAUGUUUGUUAUUGAUAGUUUCCUAUAUGGACUUUUUGCUUGGUAUAUUGACUCGGUCAUGCCUGGAAAAUAUGGUGUUGCAAAACCAUUAAAUUUUUUUUGUAAAUGGCCAAAAAGAAAGACUGAAGAUAAUGUAAUGGUUCCAAUUAUUAAAAGCAACAGUAGGCUUUUUGAAGAACCUCCUAACAAUUGUGAAAUUGGUAUUAGUGUACAAAACCUACAUAAACGUUAUGGAAAUUUUUACGCAGUUAAUGGAGUAAAUUUGGACUUAUAUAAAGGGCAAAUUACGGCUCUUUUAGGCCAUAAUGGAGCGGGAAAAACAACCACGAUGUCAAUUAUUACAGGAUUAUUUUCUCCUACAUAUGGAACUAUAAAUUUUAAUGGAAAUGAUUUAUUCAGUAACAUUGACGAUUUUAGACAAAAUCUUGGUUUAUGUCCUCAACAUAAUUUACUUUUUUCUUAUUUGACUACUCUGGAUCAUUUAAUUUUUUUUGGAAUGCUAAAAGGUUUGCCAUUAAAAACUGCAAAAUCAGAAGGACUACAUUUGCUUAAACUUUUAAAUAUAUUAAAAAAGAAAGAUGAACUAGUUAGUAAACUUUCUGGUGGAAUGAAACGGAAAUUGUCUCUUGCAAUUGCGUUAGUUGGUGAUCCUAAAAUACUAAUAUUAGAUGAACCAACAUCUGGAAUGGAUCCUGAAUCUCGAAGAGAAAUGUGGGAUUUACUCUUGUCUUUUAGAGGAACUAGAACUGUUUUGAUCACAACUCAUUUUAUGGAAGAAGCUGAUGUCCUUGGUGAUAGGAUUGCUAUCAUGGACCAUGGAAAAGUUAAAUGCUAUGGCUCUUCAUUGUUUUUAAAAAAAGCUUAUGGAACUGGUUAUAAUUUGACUAUUGUAAAAGAAGAACCAUGUGAUGAGUCUAUUAUUGUAGAAUCAAUUAAAAAAAUUAUACCUGGAGCAGAAAUUGAAAGCUCAUUGACUGCUCAAGUUGUUAUUAAUUUACCCAAUGACAAUACUGAUCAAUUUCCAGAUGUUUUUAGAAUGCUAGAAUUCAACAGAGAAAGAUUCUCUAUUAAAGGAAUGGGUAUAUCUUGUACAACAAUGGAAGAAGUUUUUCUCAAAGCUGAAAAAGAUAUACAUGAUGAUGAUGAUGUAUCAUCUAUAAGCACACCAGUUGGUGCUGGUACUUACCAGUUGAUUAUUACCAAAGAUGAUGAUUGUAAAGUUGACCAAGUAACCAAUCUAAUUCAACAGUAUGUACCUGAAUUUAUUAUGAUGGCCAAUAUGGAAAUGCAAAUUAUAUUUAAUCUACCAGCUAGAAAAAGAAAUCAAUUUGGUGCCCUAUUUUCUGCUCUUGAAUAUCAAAAACAAAAUUUCCGCUUCAAAAAUGCUAAAAUAACUAAUUCAACUACAGGCGACAUCUAUCCAAAGAUAGAAAAUAAAAAGAACUCUAAAUUGAAUAAUGAUUUUGGUGAUAACAAUAACCAACGUUCACUCGCAACUGGAGAUGAUGGAUUUGAACCAAAACAACCAUCUUAUAAUGAUGUCACACAAACUUUGAUGCCAAAGUAUACAAGUGGAAUAAAUUUAAUGAAAAAUCAGUUUAAAGUAUUGUUGGAAAAAAAAAUUGUUUAUACAUAUAGGAGAUGGGUUUUGUCAUUAUUUUUUGGUAUUGGACCAAUUAUGUUGGGCUUGUUAGUUAUGAAAGCUUCUAAUUAUUUAAUGACUACAAAUGAAACUUCUCAAGGAUUAAAUGUAUCAUUAAGCACCUAUAAAGAUAGUAGUGUGUAUUACCGUGCUGGAGAUAACUCUUCUGAAAAUUUAGAACCAAUAUUUGCAGCUAUUUCUAAAUCAAAUAAAGCUACUGUUAAUGAAACAUCGUCAGCAAGCAAUAUAAUUAAUGAUCUAUUAAAAAUGUGCCAAGAUGAUGUAUUCAAUUACAGAACAAAUCUUAUGAUAGCUGGUGACUUUAACCAAACAAAAUCAACUGUUAUUUACAAUACUAUAGCUAUUCAUACUCCAGGAAUUGCAGUAAAUCUUUAUUCUAAUGCUCUAUUACAAAAGUUGUCUGGAAAUAAUGGUUCAUAUAUUUCAACUGUUAAUGAACCGAUUCGUUUAAAUAAUGUGAAUAUAUGUGAUGAAGGACUAGGAUUGCAACUAGUAUUUGUUUGGAUGGCUACUUUUGCCCCUGGUUUAUUAUAUUUAAUAGGAUAUUUUAUAGCAUUACCAUUAAAUGAAAGAGUUAGUGGUAUUAAACACUUACAAAUAAUGACGAAACUUUCACCGAUCAUGUAUUGGAUUGCUUGUUUUGUUUGGGACUAUUUUUGUUACUUAAUUGUGGCUAUAUCAGCAUUGAUUGGUAUAUACUUAAUGGAUACAAACGGAUUAUUUUCGAAUAUAAAUGAAUUAGGUGCUCUAUUCACAAUACUACUUAUUUAUGGAUGGACUGCAAUAUUCUACGCAUAUGUUUAUAGCUACUUUCAAAAAACCUUAGUCAAUUCCAUGUUAUUGUUCAUUUCAAUUAAUUAUAUAAUAGGAAUGUUCUUAAAUGUUGGGCUUUUUUCUUUGAAAGACUUAAUUAGAUACCGUAAUAGUAUAAAUCCCUUUAACACAUUAAAUAUAAUAAGGAUAAUUUCUUUAAUUUUUCCACAUUUUGCAUAUUCAGCAUGUAUAGCAGGAUUUAUUGAAAUAGCGUGGGAAAACAAUAUGUGUAAAAUAUGCAAAUCAUCUUUUACAGUUGAAAAAUGUAAAAAUUCUAUUUAUACUGAACGUAAAAGUUAUUUUGUUUUCAAAUCCAGUGAAAAUCAGUACGGCAUAUUAGAAGAAACUUUAUUUUUAUUAUUUAGUAGCAUACUGUACAUAAUAAUAAUAUUAUUAAUUGAUUAUAAAGUAUUUCAUCGAUUAUAUCAAUUUGUUUUUAAUAAAAUUAUUGGUACUGGUGAUAGUUAUAAAGAUGUUAACGAAGAUCCAGAUGUUGGUGGUGAAAGAGACAAAGUCGAUGCAGCUAAAACUCAUUUUAAUGAUGCUUCAUCGCCAUUAUUGCUGGUUGAUGACUUGGUUAAAAAGUUUAGUUUUAGAUUUACCGGUGUCAGAGGUGUAAGUUUUGCCGUUUCACCUGGUGAAUGUUUUGGUUUACUUGGUGUGAAUGGGGCAGGUAAAACAACUACAUUCCGAAUUUUAACUGGUGAUACAUUUCCUUCAAAAGGUGAUGCUUCUAUUCUGACAGAUAAGUUGUACAAACUCAGCUCUAACAUAAAUCAGUAUGUUUCUAUGAUUGGUUAUUGUCCUCAAUUUGAUGCAAUAAAUGACCAACUUACUGGAAGAGAAAGCUUAAAAUUAAUGGCAAUUUUAAGAGGAAUACCGCCAACAAACACUAAAAAACAUGUUGAUAAAUGGAUUAAACUUUUAGGUCUUGACGAAUAUAAAGAUCGAGUAUGUGGAAACUAUAGCGGUGGUAAUAAAAGAAAACUAAACACUGCAAUGGCAUUGAUUGGAGAUCCUCCUGUUGUAUUUUUGGAUGAACCCACUAGUGGAGUAGACCCUGUAGCAAGACGUAAUUUAUGGCAGCUAUUAGCUGCUAGUCAAAGAGGUGGACAAGCUGUUGUACUUACAUCACAUAGUAUGGAUGAAUGUGAAGCACUUUGCAACCGUUUGACAAUAAUGGUAGACGGUGUGAUGAAAUGUAUUGGUAAUAUACAAUAUUUGAAAAAUCGGUAUGGACAAGGAUAUACAAUAAUGAUAAAAUUAAGUUAUAUUGAAAAUUUCAAUGUUACUGAACUAAAAUCUGAUAUAGAACGUCAGUUUAAUCCUGACAUCAAUUUAAAAGACGAACAUAAAGGUUUACUGCAUUAUCAUAUUACUAAUCCAAAUAUACCACUGUCAGAGAUAUUUGGUCAGAUGAAAGUAAUUAAAGAAAAUUAUAGGGCAAUUGAAGACUAUACUAUUAGUGACACAACUCUUGAACAAGUAUUCAUUGCUUUUGCAAAAAAACAGGCGGUUUUAAAUGUAACAAAAUAAGGUCAUGUUAAUUGUUUAUAUUACUUAUAUAAUAUACAUUUUUAAUAAUUCAAAUUUAGUUCUCAUAUUAUUUUUAUUUUAAUAUUAUGCAUAGAGUUCCUCGACUUUCAAAAUAAAAUUGAUUUAUUAAGUCUAAAAAAUUGUAUUUUUACUAUUAUUAAAAUAUUUAAAUAAGAAUAGUAAUACUUGUUUGUUAUAAUUAAAUAUAUUUAACAUUCGAAGAGGCUAGUGAUAAAAUAUGUUGGAUAAUCCUGUUAUUGAAUGUAAAUAAUGGUGAUUAUAAAACUAUUUUUAUUCUUGAAGUUUUUCAUUUUAAUUUUAAUCUGAUUACUUAAACAUUUAUAGUAUAUUUUAUUAUUUACUAAUACUUUAAACUGUAUUUAUAAUAACCUUAAAUAAUUAUAAUAUAAAAAUUGUGCUUUUCACCACACUCGAUGUGGUCAUGGUGGCUUAAAUAUUUUAUUGAAGAUGUAUAUUUUACUUAUAAACAUUAAAAUAUAUGAAUUCUUUAACUAUUAUGGUAAAGUGAAGAAAAAUACUAAAAUUGUUAUUUGUCUAUGUUUAUAAUUUUGCACUAUUUGAUAUCUAAGCUAUUGUAUAACAUUUUAUUAUAUCUAUCAAUAAAUAUUUUUAAAGA